CCCCACAGAAAAUGCACAGCAAAGGAAAACUAAAGAGGAAGAAAAUGCUUUGAACGGAACAACCAACUGACACUCGAAUUAAAAACCGAUAUGAGUUCCGGCAGCGGCGGCGGCGGCAGCAGUAGCAACCGUGAGAAUGAGAAGGCGAGGGUGAGCCGCACCUCUCUGAUUCUCUGGCACGCCCACCAAAACGACGCCGCGGCGGUGCGGAAGCUUCUUCAAGAAGAUCCCUCCCUUGUCAAAGCCAGAGACUACGACAACCGCACCUCGCUCCACGUCGCUUCCCUCCAUGGCUGGAUCGACGUCGCCAAAUGCUUGAUCGAGUUCGGCGCCGACGUCAACGCUCAAGAUCGUUGGAAAAACACUCCUCUUGCUGAUGCUGAAGGAGCUAAAAGGAUUGAUAUGAUCGAGCUUCUGAAAUCACAUGGAGGCUUGUCUUAUGGCCAAACCGGGAGCCAUUUUGAACCCAAGCCUGUUCCGCCUCCGUUGCCUAACAAGUGUGAUUGGGAAAUUGAACCUUCCGAGCUAGACUUUUCCAGUUCCGUGCGUAUCGGGAAGGGAUCUUUUGGUGAGAUUUUGAAAGCCCAUUGGCGUGGAACUCCAGUUGCUGUUAAACGCAUUCUUCCCUCUCUUUCAGAAGAUAGAUUGGUGAUUCAGGACUUUAGGCAUGAGGUCAAUUUGUUAGUGAAGCUUCGACACCCCAACAUAGUUCAAUUUCUUGGAGCUGUUACUGAAAGGAAGCCCCUUAUGUUAAUUACUGAGUAUCUAAGAGGGGGUGAUCUUCAUCAGUACCUCAAAGAAAAAGGUUCACUUAGUCCCUCCACUGCUAUCAACUUUUCCAUGGAUAUUGUUAGAGGAAUGGCCUAUCUUCACAAUGAACCAAAUGUUAUAAUUCAUAGAGACUUAAAGCCAAGGAAUGUUCUUUUAGUUAAUUCUAGUGCCGACCAUUUAAAAGUUGGAGAUUUCGGAUUGAGUAAGCUUAUCACCGUUCAGAAUUCUCAUGAUGUAUACAAGAUGACUGGUGAAACUGGGAGCUAUCGCUAUAUGGCUCCUGAAGUUUUCAAACAUCGGAAAUAUGAUAAGAAGGUUGACGUCUACUCCUUUGCAAUGAUUUUGUAUGAGAUGCUUGAAGGUGAACCUCCUUUUGCAAGUUAUGAACCUUACGAUGGAGCAAAACAUGCUGCUGAAGGACAUAGGCCUAAUUUUCGGGCAAAGGGUUAUACCCCCGAUUUGCAGGAAUUAACACAAGAGUGUUGGGCUGCUGACAUGAAUAGAAGACCUUCUUUCAUUGACAUCCUUAAACGGCUUGAAAAGAUCAAAGAUAAUUUACCUUCAGAUCAUCACUGGCACUUGUUCGCAUCUUAAAAAUGUCUCAGAACAUUGAUAUGUUCAGAAAUUCAAAUGAUUUAUUUGCCAUUACCAUUCUGGUGGUUUGCCUUCGUUGUUGCUGCCGGAUUUAUGGACUGGUAGAGCCAACUGGAAAACUUGCAAAGUCAAUACUUGUUUUCAUCUGUUUGUAUAAUUGACCAGAAAAGGCGAUGUUGAUUGCUUUUCUUUGGGUUUCUACGUUCCAAUUCUGCUUCCACAUUAGAGCUCCGUUCCAUUCAAAGGAGCAUACGCAAGGUAUUGCUAAGUGUAAUGUGUAUGUAAGUGUACAAACUAAUUGAGGAAGUAGGCCACAUUGUGCUAUCUGUGUUCUAUGUUUCAUCUUCUUUGGAUUUAAAAAAUCGUAGCUGCCAUUCUUGUA
Lotus japonicus is the source of this 1747-nucleotide messenger RNA. Its product is annotated as serine/threonine-protein kinase VIK. Gene Ontology annotation, biological process: protein phosphorylation. Lineage: Eukaryota; Viridiplantae; Streptophyta; Magnoliopsida; Fabales; Fabaceae. The coding region runs from base 91 to 1365 and encodes 424 amino acids. The record is from RefSeq and is a predicted model, not a curated record. Gene Ontology annotation, molecular function: ATP binding; protein binding; protein kinase activity. The transcript has 10 exons.